Nelumbo nucifera (sacred lotus) is the source of this 2109-nucleotide messenger RNA. Its product is annotated as Tetratricopeptide repeat (TPR)-like superfamily protein. NCBI's taxonomy places the organism in Eukaryota, Viridiplantae, Streptophyta, Magnoliopsida, Proteales, Nelumbonaceae. Gene Ontology annotation, molecular function: RNA binding; zinc ion binding; protein binding. The record is from RefSeq and is a predicted model, not a curated record. Gene Ontology annotation, biological process: RNA modification.
UUGAUUGUUUGAAUAUGAACGAUGGAUGAUGAAAUCCAUAGCUUCCUCAUCUUCUUCGCACUUGUAUUCAUCUCUUGAUUCUCUUCUUUACUUCUGCUUGAAACCCAAAAUCUGUAAAUGCACCCACCGGAAAUCUCCGUUUCUGUAUAAUUUAAUACCCAAUGAGAGAAGCAUAUACACGGAUAUUCUCCCUCCACAUUCUCCCCGAAUUUCUGCAGAGUUCACUCUAAAUUCUGUUGUCCCACAGCUCCUUUCUGCGUUAAAAUCUUCCUCUUCGGUCUUCGAUUGCCAGGUAAUCCAUGCCCAACUUAUCCAGUCUGGAAAAUACAAUUUUGGGUUUAUCGGUGAUCAAUUGGUAGCGGCGUAUGCCAAGUUUGAUCGUGUGGUUGAUGCACGGAAUUUGUUUGAUGAAAUGCCAAACAAGGAUUUGGUCUCCUGGAAUUCUAUGAUUUCGGUGCUUUCCCGAAGAGGAGAUCUGAGCGAGAGCUUGGAUGUAUUCCGUAGGAUGAGAUGGGAGAUGGGUAUCAAACCCAAUGAGGUGACGCUUAUCUCCGUUCUCCCAGCUUGUUCCGAUAUGCAAGCAUUAGAUGGAGGCAGGUAUAUUCAUGGUUACACGGUCAAAUUGGGUUUUGAAUCUGAAGUUAAAGUUGUUAACUCUCUCAUUAACAUGUACGGGAAGUGUGGGGCUGUAGAUGCAGCUUAUCGAUUGUUCGAUGCCAUGCCAACGAGGAAUUUAGUUUCGUGGAAUUCAAUGGUCGCAAUUUGCAGUCAAUAUGGGUUUGAUGAGGGUCUUGAAAUUUUUAAUUUGAUGAGAAGAGCGGGUAUCGUGCCCGAUCGAGCCACCAUGGUGACCUUGCUUCAUGUUUCUACAGAUUUAGUCACAGUCACAGGAAAGCAAGCAAAAUCCAUUCAUGGUUGUAUUGUCAGCUGUGGAUUGAAUUUGGACGUGACUGUUGCAACCGCGCUCAUAACUGUGUAUGCAAAGUCGGGGAGCUUGGGUUCCUCUCAUGAAGUAUUCUGUGAGCUGAACAACCCAGACAGAAUAGCUUGGACUGCCAUGCUUGCAGGCUAUGCCAAGCAUGGUCAUGGAAGAGAUGCAGUCGACUUCUUUCAUCUCAUGAUUAAAGAAGGUGAAGAGCCUGAUCAUGUCACCUUUACACAUUUGUUGAAUGCAUGUAGUCAUUCAGGACUUGUCAAUGAGGGUAAGACAUACUUUGAAGUUAUGUCUAAAGUUUAUGGAAUCGAGCCAAGGAUGGAUCAUUAUUCAUGCAUGGUUGACCUCCUUGGUCGCUCUGGGCAUUUGGAGGAAGCCUAUGAGUUGAUUGAGAGGAUGCCAUUCAAGCCGAAUGCUGCUGUCUGGGGGGCUUUGCUGGGAGCCUGUAGGGUUCACCAUAAGAUUGAACUUGGGAAGGAAGUUGCUGAGAAGUUGUUUUCCCUUGAACCACUAGACCCCAGGAAUUAUAUUAUCCUAUCAAAUAUGUAUUCGGCAUCCGGUUUGUGGACAGAAGCCUCGAAGGUUAGAAUUUUGAUGAAGCAAAGAGGUCUCAGAAAAAACUCAGGUUGCAGCUUUAUUGAACAUGGGAAUAAGAUCCAUCGUUUUGCAGCGGGUGAUUGGUCACACCCAGAAUCAGAUAGGAUUUACAAGAAGCUAGAGGAACUUGUUGGGAGGAUGCGUGAAGCUGGGUUUGUUUCCCAAACAGGAUUUGUUCUGCAUGAUGUUGAUGAGGAGGUGAAGGAGGAUAUGAUCAAUCAACAUAGUGAGAAGCUAGCGAUUGCAUUUGGGCUUCUGGUGAUGGGCACUGGGAGGCCUAUUAUGAUUACCAAGAAUCUUCGUAUAUGUGGUGAUUGCCAUAGUGCUGCAAAGUUCAUUUCAUUCAUGGAGAAACAUUCAAUUAUCAUCCGAGAUUCAAAGCGUUUCCACCAUUUUGCUGAUGGCUUCUGCUCUUGUGGUGACUAUUGGUGAUCCCUGACGUUAUCAAACUGAUUAUGCACAAAGGAUUAGUAAUUGAAUCACAAAUAUGGUUAAAAGUGAAAAUUGGUUAGUUUUUGCUUUUUUAGCUGAUUUGUUAUGUAUAACCCAACUUUCACAAUUUCUGAUGGAUUUGGUUA